CGACCAGGGGCGCCGGGGAGGAGAAGCGAGAAGGAACUCGGGCACUGUCCGAGCCCUGCCCAUCCCCGAGGACGGGGCUCCGGACGGGUUUUUCCUACUUCGCGGAGCGGCUGGUAACUAGCACCAACGUUCUCCACUUGGCUCUGUAGCUGCGAGGAAUGGCUAUGGAAGAUCCUGACAAGACUGAAGUGGUACUGCUGGCCUGUGGGUCCUUCAACCCCAUCACCAACAUGCAUCUAAGGCUGUUUGAGCUGGCUAAGGACUACUUUCAUGAAACAGGAAAAUACAAAGUAAUCAAAGGAAUCAUUUCACCAGUAGGUGAUGCGUAUAAGAAGAAGGGUCUGAUCAGUGCGACUCACCGAGUAACUAUGGCAAAAUUAGCUACAAAAAACUCGGAUUGGGUGGAAGUUGAUGAUUGGGAAAGCAGCCAGAGUGAGUGGUUGGAAACACUAAAAGUUUUAAGGUACCAUCAUCAAAAGCUCUUAUCUCCUGAUGCCACUAAUAGUCUGCAGAAUGCUAUACCUUUAACAAAGCCAGGACGGAAGAGGAAACAGGAACCAAAUAGGCAUGAUCCAGUUAAAAAGAAAAAUCAGAGUCCAGAUAUAAAAAGCGUCCCACAGGUUAAACUGCUUUGUGGAAGUGACAUGCUGGAAUCUUUUGGGAUCCCCAAUCUGUGGAAGUUGGAGGACAUCACUGAAAUUGUGAAAAAUUAUGGCCUUGUAUGCAUCAGUAGGGCUGGAAGCAGCGUUCAGAAAUUCAUCUAUGAAUCUGAUAUUUUGUGGAGACAUAAGAAUAACAUUCACCUUGUGGAAGAAUGGAUCACAAAUGACAUCUCCUCCACCAAGAUUAGGAGAGCACUGCGGAGGGGCCAGAGCAUUCGUUACCUAGUACCUGAUGUAGUUCAAGCAUACAUAGAAAAAAAUAAUCUCUAUAGUCCAGAAAGUGAAGACAGGAAUGCUGGGGUUGUCUUGGCUCCUUUACAGAAACAUGCAAGUGAUUCCAAGAACUAACAGGCACUAUACAAUUAACUUACUUUCUGCUAUGAAAAAACCUACAGUUCAGUACAGGAAAAUGUGUUUUUUGGGGGUUGGCUUUUUGGGUUUGUUUGUUUGUUUGUUUUUUAAGUAAACAGUGGGCUAAUUCUGUGGCUUUAGUACAUAUGUAGUUGCUGUUGAGGUUUGGUGCACUCAAUAACUGGACCUACACAAUUUUUUUUAAACCCAUCAAUAACAUUUUCACAUUUAAACAUUUUUUCACAGUGCAGUGAACUAAGCACAAGAAUUCACACUUGCAUGUGAGAAUUAACAAACAAAAAAAAUGAAAAUGUUAUGAUUUGUUUUAACUCAGACUGCUCUGACUGCUAUUUAUAAAAUACCAACACAAAUAUUUUUACUAACUUAUAGUGUCUUAACAGACAAAGCCAUUUAAUUUCAAAAUGGUCCACUUACUGAUCAUAAAUCUACAUAACUCAUUUUUUAAAGAAUUGCCAACAUGUGGUGCAUUUCAAAGAAAUUAUUUAGAUCUAUCCUGAAAAGGAAAAAUUUACUCCUGGCUGAAGUGGUGCUAGAUAUACCAUGCUUUGAGUUGCCUGCCUUUCAAAUACUUAGGUUUUCAUCUGCCAUCAUGCAGUUUGCUCCCAGAAAUGCCUUGUGCUUUACUUUUCCACUCAUGUUUCCAGAGAUGUACAUUAAGUUCUGCACAGUUUCUCGUGGACAGACAGACCUACCUCAGAAACUGGUUUAUAGCCAUUGAUUUAAUGGAUAGAAAUUAAUAAUAGUAUCGUUGCACUGAUUCUCAGACAGUUGUCCCUUUAUUUCAAAUAAUAAAUGAGCUUUUACAUUUGAGCCACAUGUAUAUAGCCAGAAUUGUUUUCUGUAACGAGUUGAGAAGAAAUGGUAGGAUAUUAAGACUGUACAAAAGUGAAAUGUUUUUCUUUGGAAGAAAUCUGGUUUUGAAUCUAACAGCAUAUUGUCUGUAUUAUGUGAAUAUAAACUAGAGAGGCACUGUGAACGUCAUAGUGAUAGAAUUCUACCUCCCUUUAUUUGCUGUCAUCCCAUUUGUGUUUGAAUUAUGUGCCUUAUUAAAAAUGCCAAGGUUUCCAAGAUGCUACCUAAUGGGUCAACUUUUUUCAUACUAUCUCCACAAGAUGACUCUGUUCACAUUUUUGACAUCAACAAAUCCAGCAGAAUGUAAGACUCUCAGGGCAGGAAGCCUAAAUGUUUCUUGUUGGGCAAGCCUAGAACCAGGGACAUGUUCCAGGAUCAUAACUGUGACAGACAGUCAUCCCCCUUCCCUGGGCAGGGGAUCCCCAAAGAGCUGAGGCAGAGGUGUAGGCCUCCCUAGGAGCUUAGCGGGAGUCUGUAAGCCAGAAGCCAAACACAGACCAUCACAGGUGUCCCCAGGGCCAAUGAAAAUAUAUUAAUAUUUUUUUAUAUGAAUAAAACCGAGCAGGGGAGUUAAAACACCAUUGGGGAAGACCUGUAACGCGCAGUGGAGCUAGCAAACUUGGAGCCCCACAUAAAAUUCUGCAAUUACAAUACACUAGAACAUCCAUGUUCUACUAGCUCCAGGCUGUAAAGGUGACUGUCUACAGAGAAUUGCCAAUGAGAUUACUGUAAUAAAAUCAAGUCACAACUUAGAAGUGCAUCUGUAACUGCACUGUGACAAAGAGUAUCAAGGAUUCUUAUUUUUUUUUGUUGGUGAUUCCUACAUCAAAUGUGCUCAGUCUGCCAUUUUUUCCCCUAGAGCUCAGGCAAGCUUACAUGUUCCUUUGAUAAUGAGGCUUUAUCAUCAUUUAUCAUCAAUAGUAAUAAAGGUACCAAAGCGAAGAAUAAUUUAUACCCCCUGUGACACUUUAGCAAUCAAACUGCCAUAACUGAUUGAAGAUAACUAUUACUGAUGGACAAGAUCUACUUUUCUUUUUUGCUCGCUGUCUGUCUUUAUGACUGACAAGAAUAGAGGGCAAGCAAGAUUUAUUUUCAGGGCUCAAGUCAAUCAGUGUGCUUCUGAAUAAACAAGAGCCGAUCUUUCUAAUGGGAAAGCACCCUAUUUAUGUGGCCACCUUUCAGAGUAAAACUGCACUUUAAGUCUAGGUUUAUUCUUCUAAAUAAUGAUGCUGGUGUGUGUUGGUGCGCUUUGUGUAAAUUCUAGAGAAACUACAAAGUCAAUAGGAUGUUUUAUAAAGGUUCGGUCUGUUAUAUUUCACUGGGUUUUAAUGCAGUUAUGUGUGAUGGGUCUUUCAAUAAAAUCAAUUGCAUGUAAUAUGCUAAUUUUAGUCAUCUUGUUAUUAACCAAAUCUGAU
Chroicocephalus ridibundus (black-headed gull) is the source of this 3301-nucleotide messenger RNA. It is a transcript of the gene NMNAT1, whose product is annotated as nicotinamide nucleotide adenylyltransferase 1. NCBI's taxonomy places the organism in Eukaryota, Metazoa, Chordata, Aves, Charadriiformes, Laridae. Gene Ontology annotation, molecular function: nicotinate-nucleotide adenylyltransferase activity; nicotinamide-nucleotide adenylyltransferase activity. The coding region runs from base 159 to 1010 and encodes 283 amino acids. The record is from RefSeq and is a predicted model, not a curated record. Gene Ontology annotation, biological process: NAD+ biosynthetic process. The transcript has 5 exons. Gene Ontology annotation, cellular component: nucleus.